Molecule: messenger RNA, 986 nt
Organism: Maylandia zebra (zebra mbuna)
Lineage: Eukaryota; Metazoa; Chordata; Actinopteri; Cichliformes; Cichlidae
Source: RefSeq, a predicted model, not a curated record
AGAACAUGCGAAGGAGACGCAUUCCUCCACGGGAGGAUGCAGUCUGUCAUGUUUCUGCUGGAAGGGACAAACUGGGACUUGAUAUCCACUACAUAAAUGCCUUCAAAGGUCGGGGCAUUUUCACGACUGUUCCAUUCCAAAAAGGAGACUUUCUUUUGGAAUACAGAGGUAAACUCAUAACAAAAGAAGAAUGUGAGCGGAGACACAGAGUUUAUCAUGACAGCCUGAAGGUGUUCAUGUUUGAAUUCAAGUUUGAUGGAAAACUCUGGUGUGUGGAUGCAUCUCAAGAAGAUGGGUCAUUAGGCAGACUUGUCAACGACAACCACAUCAGUCCAAGUGCUAAGAUGAAAAUAUUAAAUAUCAAUGGAAAGCCCCAUCUAUGCUUAUUUGCAAGCAGAGACAUAAGUCCAGGCGAAGAAAUAGACUAUAAUUAUGGUGACUCGGAUUGGCUCUGGAGAUGCAAGACGGAGACCAGCCAGAUUCAGAAGACUGUGAGCUGCCUAAAGCCGCAACCAAACAGCUUUCCAAACAAUGAUCUGGACCUGAAACAUCCAGAGCCUGAAAGGUGUCACAAUCAUCGUCUGGUGUGCACAACAAUAUCAUCUUUGGACAAGUGCAUUCAGUGUGUGGGACCGGUUUCCUCCCUCAAGUGGCUUGGCUAUAAGUGCAAAGAUGAAAUUGCAUUAAGUGAUGCUGAAACAAAGGACAGUGAGAGUGAAUCAGAUGAUGAUGACACAUCACUCACAAUGUCGGCGUGUGGCACCAGUGAGCCUGUACAUGCAGUAGCUGAUUCCACAAACACAGCGCAGCCCCAAGACACUGUAGAUUGUGAUGAAGGACUACUCACAAUGCCUGCAGCAAGUGAGACUGCUGCUCCCUCUGAAGAGAAAAAUGCUGCUCAAUCCCACAAUUCCCGAAGAGCUCCCAAAAACAUGUGGUCCAAGGCUGAGGUUGCUGCAGUGAUGAGCAUUUUAAAGACCACAUAA